Molecule: messenger RNA, 591 nt
Organism: Periconia digitata
Lineage: Eukaryota; Fungi; Ascomycota; Dothideomycetes; Pleosporales; Periconiaceae
Source: the annotation of a GenBank genome assembly
AUGGACGCCGCAUUACUUAAUAUCAAAGCAUGGUCAUUCGGCAGGCUCUUUGUGGUAUUGGAUAUCAUUGCCUUCUUCGUGCAAGUCAUUGGGGCUAUCGUCGCGGCCUCGUCCUCAAUCAAGGGCGGAAAUCUUGGCUCUGUCGGCCUGGAUAUCUAUAUGGGAGGGUGUGGGUUCCAACAGCUUUGCAUUCUCGGAUUCCUCACGUGCGCUGCCCUCUUGCACAAACGAUUGCGUUCCAUCCAGGAAGUCGAAGCGAAGCGCCGUGCGACUAUUCUAAUAUUCGUCGAGUACAUUAUCAUCGUGCUCAUAACGAUACGGAUUGUAUUUCGCCUGGUUCAGUACAGUCAAGGUUUCAAGUCCGACAUCUCCAACAACGAGGCCUAUGAAUACGUUCUAGAUUCUCUUCCCAUGUUUGUGGGACUAGUCCUCCUGAAUAUCUACCAUCCGGGUAGGCUGAUGCCAGGCCAAGAAGCCGACAUACCUAGCCACCAGGCGCGGCGAAUGGCAAGCAGGAAUGGAUCACCUACGAGGGGAAGACUCACAGAGAGCAAAUACGCGCUUGUUGAGAAUCCCCCAGCCUACGAGUAG